GGAAUUUCCUACCGCAUCACCCGCGGCGGAGAGCGGCGGCCGGGUGUGGAAUGCGCUGGCCGCGCGCCCGCCCGCAAUCGCUGGGGCUGAAGCACCCGGCCCUCGCACUUGGAACUGCGGCCGCUGCGCGGCCCCCCGCGCCGAGAAGGAGGCGGGAAAGUGCAGCCCCCUCCCGCUCCAAGCCGCUGUUCCCGUAAAGCCAGCCGGGGUGGCUGAUUCACCCCGGGGACAGCUGGCGAGCACGGAGCCGGAGCAGCCCUGGCUAACACACACUGAAGCCCGGCUCAGCUGCUCAGACUCCCAGCUUCCCAAUCCCUGCUAACGAGCGGGGGAAGGGAGGGCUCUGCAUGCAGCACGUGCCCCGCUCCAGGUGCCUUCCCCUAGCCAGGCUGGACGCCUUCGCGACGAGCGUCACUCAGUCACUGAGACAGCUCCAUCAGCCAAGGCAGAGAAGGUGGAUAACUGAUGGAUCAUUUUGUGCUUCAGACAAUACUGCUCUACACAGCGUUGUGCUUCAGUAUAUACCAAGGUCAAGAAACCCAGGAAUUUCUACCUACAUUCCUCAAAGUUUCCAAGAAUUUGCCUCUGCAGCGUUUGUUGGUGGAAUGGGAUGUUAGUGACUUAGCCCACAAGUUUGAACUAGAAAUGGUUUUUGACAUUCAAGUUAGUCGAACUGAAGAAAUGAAUGUUGUCUGGACUGAGUAUUAUAACACAACUCUCAGUAAAUUGAAUAAAACUCUGCACUGGAGUUGGGAUUCAGAAUUACCUUUGGAAUGCAUGUCCCACUCUGUAAGAAUCAGGAGCAUGGUGAAUGAUGAAAGAUUCUCUAAAAUCUGGAGUCGUUGGAGUCAGUGGGAGACAGUGCUGGGCCUAGAUACUUCAGAUGACAACACACCAUACAUCUUCCCAGAAGAUAAAGUUGUAGAGGAAGGCUCAAAUGUCACUUUUUGCUGCAUUGGAGGCAAAGAUAGCCGAAUUUUGAAUAUUUUGUUUAAUUACACUGAUUAUUAUUACCCAGACUCAAACACAAGCCAGCGAAACAUGGUGAUUACUAUGAAUAAGGUGUUGCAUGCAGACAUGCCUGGCAUUCUUGUCUUUUGUAACAUCUCUGGUAAAGGAAGCAAAAAUUACAGUGCAACACUUCUCUUUGUGGGCAAACCACCUUAUGAGCCUAAAGAUCUUUCCUGUGACACUCGGGACAUGGAGACAUUAACUUGUACUUGGAAUCCAGGAGAAAAUACCUAUCUUUAUGGGCCUCAUUCAACAAAAUACCACUUGUUUGAAAGGUUUUCCCAAAAAACAUUGUGCUACCAAGAAACAGUAACGUAUCUAGAACCCAUCCAUUGUUCUUGGGCCAUAGACCAGCAGAUGAUAUACAACUUAACACUGACUGCCCAAAACCCUCUAGGAGAGAGAAGUGCUAAUUUUGUCAUUGAUGUAGCUCAAAGAGUUCAUCCAUCUCCCCCCUUUGACCUUUCUGUAGAACAUAUGAAAGCCACAGAAAUCAGUUUAUACUGGAGUAUGCAGCCCAAGCACAAAGCAAUUAAGCUGCUAUGUCAGAUGGAAAAUCGCCACCCAAGUGGGCAAGUGGAACUGCACAAUAGUUCAGUUGUUGAGUCAAAUUCAUACCCACACCUCACCCUAGGUGGCUUGCUGCCUUUCACCAAUUAUGCCUUUAGAAUGCGCUGUGGUGCAGCUAGCCACUUCUGGAAAUGGAGUGAAUGGAGCAAAACUCUAAGAGUCAGAACAAAUGAAGCAGCUCCCUCAGGGAAACUUGAUGUCUGGAGAGAAGUUACCCCAGUUUGGGGAGGACGGAAUGUGACCUUAUUCUGGAAGCCAUUUCCAGACUUUAGAGCUAAUGGUGGAAGUAUUUCAUUUGAGAUAUCCUGGGAAAAGUUAGAGAAUGCCUCUGAGCCUGAACACAUUUCCAUUUCUGCAUUACAAAACAGUACUACAAUUUCCAUCGAUAACCAUUCCUACAAAGUCAGCGUGGCAGCAAGGAACAAUAUUACUUCUUCACUUCCUUCAGUGAUCAUCAUCUCCCGGGCGACAGAUAAUGGUGCUGAAGAAAAGGUUGAUCACACUGACCUUGAAGAAGAAAGAGUUAAUGGCACAGUUGAUGGCAUUUAUAUUUCUUGGAAGGCCACAAAUGCAUUUGAUGGAUACAUUGUCGAUUGGUGCAACUUUCCGAGGUCCCAGCAUUGUGACUUUCAGUGGAAGAGAUUCGAUUUCAACACCUCCAGUUGUCUCAUCAACUCAGCUGCUUUCAUGCCUGGGGUGAGAUACAGCUUCAGGGUUUAUGGAUCUCUAGCUAAUGAAGAUUUUUUCCUGGGGAAGAAGGUUGGGUACACUAAAGAACUGGCUCCUAGCCUCAACCCUCUAGAGGAAAUAACUGAGAUGACUUCCCAUACUGUAACCAUAACUUGGGAUUCUUAUCCCAUAAAUGAGUCACAGCCUGGAUUCAUAAGAGGUUAUCAUGUUUAUGUGAAAACCAUGGAAGAAGAAUGCAGUUUGAAGGGAUCCACUAAACAUGCUCUUUCAGAUGGUACAGUCCUAUGUAAAUACACUAUAGAAAACCCAGAAGAAAAGAGAUACAUGGUGAAACACCUGGUGCCAGGAACAACAUAUGCACUGGCAGUUACAGCUUACACCGGUGGAGGAGAGACUCCCAUCGAAGCCUAUAUAGAUGUAGAUACACCACAUGACUCAAAGAUUUACCUUCUCGUUCUGCUAGUGAUCAUUUAUUUUGUACUAAGUGGCGUGUGCUUCUGGAAUAUCAAGUGGGUGAAGGAUUGCUGUUGUCCUGAAAUUCCCAAUCCUAACAAGAGCAAAGUCCUCUCAUUUAAUGGAUUAAAGCUUAAUUCUGAAGCAGUAAUGAAGCUAAAUGACUGCAUUCCUGAUACUAUAGUAUUGGAGAAUACAUCAGAAGCCAAUACACUACAGCUGUGGAGCCAUGGGACUAUCUUAGAAAGUGAAAGCAAAGUUAUCAAUCCUUCCUGGGUGUAUUUUGUUCAAAAUGAAGAGGGAGAUUUGAUGUGCACACAGUCAGCUCAAGAAGCUUGCACUUCAUUUGAAAACUUAGCCUAUUCUUCCCAGACUGCACUUGGUUCCAGCCUCUAUCAGAACCUCUGGAUGUCAGAAAAGAGUGAGCCACAGUUGUCUAUAUUGUUGUACCAGCCACAGCAUUACAUUGAAAUUCUGAGUAAAGACACUGUCCCAUCCUUAAGAGAAAUCACUGAGAGAGAAGGUAGUUUAAGAUAUAUUUCACAAAUGGAAGUACCUCGUUCUGAGGUUAAGUUAAGUGAUUUGCCCUAUUCCACUGAGCCGAUGGAACAUUCAAAUGACAAAAUACAAACAGUCUUGGGUUCAGAGCUGGUCACAUCUACAUCUGAUGUAGAGCUGUCCUGACUGUGAACGUCUUCUUCUAGCAACUCAGCAGUGUUAUUGCUUCUAGGCCGGCAUUAAAAACUGACCUGCCUAUUUAAACAAUCUGUAUGCUAUAGUUCAAUCAGAAAUUAGGGGCAUUAAGCAGGAAUUACAGGGUGAGAUGGUAUGGCCUGUAGUAUGUACACAUUCAGAUCACAACUGUCUCCUCCAGCCCUAAAAUCUAUGAAUACGCGAGAUAAGAUGCACCAUGACUUGUGCAAGGUCAUUAAACUACCACAGAGAACAUAGUCAUUCUCUGAUCACAGUCAAGGGACACCCUUCACAUGUAUUAUCCCGCACAGACUUAUUGCAUUGCUGACGCUAAUAUAGAAGGCAUGUAUUGUGAACCUCAGCAUGGAACAUUACUCCUAGCUUUGAACUCCCUGGCUUUGGUUGGUUGGGGUCAGAAUGUUAAUUAACUGUGUUUUGUAUUUAAUUUUCCACAUAAUAAUAAAAAAAAUUCCAUGAAAGGUCAGCUGAAGCCUUCAUGCUGGGGACUAAGUGCUUAAAGGAAUUUAUUGUGGUACACAGCACUAGCUGCACCUUUGACCCUUCUCUGGGCUCUCUGAGUGCACUCCUUCAGGUGCUAGGCCUCAUGCCUUCACCACCUGCCUCUAGGGGGGAAUCCCAUGAUUCUCUCGCUUAGACUGAGUCUCAGGCAACAGCCCUUCCUCUGUGUACCAAUCAUGAUUGCCCAGCUGGGUUCGGCCCUGCAAACCCUUCAGCAACUCUGAUCAGAAGUGAAUAUCGGGACCCAGAAUGGCCUUUUCAGAAACAAAGGAUUGUUUCCUCUCAACAGUAGAAACAAAGCAUAACAAGAGCAAGGGUGUUUUAACACAAGAAUUACCUGCAUCUCAAUCUUACCUAAGCUUAGGGUCCAGGCACCCUCACUUCUGACUGCUGAGUUCAGUCUGCAUCCCAGCAGCAGUUAGGGAGUCCAUCCAAAGUCCUUUGUCUGCCCUGUGUUUCUUGAGCCUAGUUAAACCAGUUUAUGUGGCACACCAGAGGGGUUGGGUAGAGAUCUUCACAGCAGUUGCUUUUCUUCAUUGUCAGGUGUUUGCAGGGCAGCUGUUAUCAGGUUAUUGUCUUCCUUUCUGUGCAUGUAGCUUCUUUUGGAAUUACCCCCCUUUACUCAUAUAACAAACCACCAGGUGGACAUAUACUGUUCAUAAAAUGUUACAACUUCCACAUCCUUCACAAAUGGAGUCAAAUCAAGAAAACGAAUACUCAGGUUGAUUAUCAGAAAAAAAAAAAAUCUGUCAUUAAGGUGAAUUUGAAUGUGGAAUAGUUUCCCAAGAAAAGUAAUGAAAAUCCCAUUAUGUGUUACAUUGACAAUAUCUUGUCAACUGGACAAGAUAUUAGAAAAUGUACUGUAGAGAAGAAUCCUACAUUUGCAGGGAGCUGAACCGAGUGAUCUGUGAUCCUUGCUGUAUCUAAUUUCCAUGAAAUAUCUAGUAGCUAAGAAAGAAUUUGAUCUACCAUUUAAAAUAUUACAGUUUUUUAAAAGGAUGUAUUUGCAAUUAACCAGAUCAUUUCUAAGGAUAUAUAAAAAGGAGUUUCCUCUAAAGAAAAAUUCUUAUGAGCAAAAGUGAAUAGUUCAUAUAAACUAAUUAGAUGCCAAAUGUACAGACUAUUCCCCAAAUUAUCUUCAGAGGAUCUCAGUAGGAUAGGCAAAGUAUUUCAGGGGCCAUACAAGCGAGUGACUAGGUCCUAGUCUGUCAAAGUUGUAACCCAAAAUGGCAAUCCCAUCAGAGAUGCCGAAGACUGAAUAAACAAGAUCUCAGUUUCAUCUCUGGCUAUAGUUGGACACUGGAUGGAAGCUCAUAUGGACAAAGGAGUUCAAUCUGGAACCUUUUACAAGCACCCAACUCAGUUUUAAAAUGCCAUUUUUGAGCACAGCUUUAGAAUCAAGUAUAUUUUCACAAAAUGGACAAAGUUAUCUUUUACAGAUCUUGCAUAUUAAAAUAAGUGUGAUAGUUUUCCUCUUAACUGAUCACUCAGACGCACUGGCAAGAGACUACAGCAGUGGUAGUCAAUUAUUUUUUGUCAAGUUCCAAAUUUCUUGGUCAAGGUGUAGUCAAGGUUCAGACUCUAAAGAAAAUAAUAAAAAAAUAACAAUGAUAAUAAUAAGUAAAUAGAAAGAUUUUGGGAUCCAUUCAAAAGCGUGUGGCUGUCCAGAUUUGGCCCACGGUCCACCUAUUGACUACCCCGGACUACGAUGUAAUAAAAGUACAAACAAAUGGGCUGCUACAACAUUGUAACCAUAGAAGCACAAGGUAUUCUUAUCCAUCAGUGUGCCUAUCAGUGUGGUGGGAGAAUCAUGCUGUUGAAAUUCAUAGAAUCUGGAUGGAUACAAGCAGUCACUGAUACUUUUGGUACAGAACUUGUAAGUGUAGGGCCAAAUCUUCAGAAGCAUGAAAAUAUAGUUGAAGUGCACAAAUACCCCAGCAUGCAUAGAUCAGCAGCUUCGUAUUUAUUGAGGUAGUUAGGUACCUACGUUACAUGUACACCAUUGAAUAUUUGGCCCAUAUUGUGGCAGUAUUUAUAUUUGUGAGCCUGACGACAGGUAUAAAAUAUGGUAAAUAACUUGCUUGAUUUUUGUAGUAACAAUAUACCUAUAUUAAAAAAAAAUCACUAUCAGUCUCAUAGUAGCCACUUUUUCACAAAGAAAAUUCUAAUUCCUUGCUCUCCCUUCUUCCCUGUGCACACACAUACACACAAUACGAUACAUCUUACCUAAGAGAGUAGCUAGGAUUUAUUUGGUUUAUUUCCAUUAUCAGUUGGUAAAUAACAAAUUAUUUACAACUUUUAAAAUCAGAUUUCCAAUCUGGUGUCUACCAAAGCUCGUUUUUACCUAUUCAUCAUCUAAGAUAGCAGUCUCAGUUUCUCCUUUGCUUGGUAUUAUAAAUUUCAACAUUUAAUCCAUAAAGUUCAGGAGACCUAUCCAGCAGGAAUUGAAAAUGGACAUUUUUAUUGUUAGUGAACACUAUACAGUAGCUUGCAACUUCUGUAAAUAUGCUCUUGAUGCAGUUUGGCCAUUUGUUGGAGUUUAUCUUCUGCUAAGACUCAACUGAUCUACAGUUUUGCUUCGGACAAAAUGAUAGAAAGAUAGUUUUUCCUGUCUUACAACAUGGGUUUUGAUGCAAGUAUCAGCUAAUCUAUAUUUCUGCACGAGUGACUAACAGACAUAAGGAGGAAGCAUCCCCCUCCAUCCGGGUAAAAGCAGUGCUAGGGCAACAUAGGAACCAGGAGAGCAAUUUUCUUAGAUUAGCACAUUAAAAGAACUGGUUAUUUGUAUUAUAGUAGUGCUCAGAGGCCCUGUUGUGCUGGGAGCUGUAGAAGCAUAGUGCCUGCCCAAUUCACGUAUCGACAUGGAUGAAGCACCUAGUUGCACUGGUGAUUUUAGUAGAUUUCAUCCUGCACAAAGAUUAGUUGGCCACAUGGACUGUCAGAUUGAUCAGCAGUCUUUAAUACUGUUCAUUAUGAAGUGUUAUUAACCCAUCUUCAGGUGGGCAGUUAGAGCGUGUACAGCCUGGAUAAGCAGAAUUAACCCUCUGCCUUUGAAGAAAAUAGUGUUGUUUUGGCUCAAGAAUUUUUCUUUUCCUUUAUUAGGGGCGGGAGACCUUUUCUAGAUGAGAGACCAGGUAACCCUAUUUC
This is a messenger RNA of Malaclemys terrapin pileata, 7083 nucleotides long. It is a transcript of the gene OSMR, whose product is annotated as oncostatin M receptor. Gene Ontology annotation, cellular component: external side of plasma membrane. Lineage: Eukaryota; Metazoa; Chordata; Testudines; Emydidae. Bases 466 to 3408 code for a protein of 980 amino acids. Gene Ontology annotation, biological process: cytokine-mediated signaling pathway. Gene Ontology annotation, molecular function: cytokine receptor activity; protein binding. The record is from RefSeq and is a predicted model, not a curated record. The transcript has 18 exons.